Messenger RNA from Ustilago hordei, 1902 nucleotides. RefSeq lists its product as uncharacterized. Bases 1 to 1902 code for a protein of 633 amino acids. The transcript has 4 exons. NCBI's taxonomy places the organism in Eukaryota, Fungi, Basidiomycota, Ustilaginomycetes, Ustilaginales, Ustilaginaceae. The record is from RefSeq and is a predicted model, not a curated record.
AUGACGGACAAAAGCCUCAAUGAUAAGCUCGAGAGGCUACUCUCCUUAAUGGAAGCCCAGUUGGAGCUUACCAGGCAAGGGCAGCGCGAAGAGCAUCUAUGCUGUGCUUGUCUGAGUGGAGAGGAGACGAUCGAGCCCUCCCACCCAGAGGAUCAAAGGGCUAGGGAAGACAUGAUGGGAGACCCUCCCACACCGUCCCCAGCAUCGCAUCCAAGGCAGGUGGUAUCAUUCGUGGGACCGAGCAAACUGCCGGUCGACAACUAUGACAAGUAUGCCUCACCCACUGGGCCCAGAUACUUCAGGCCCCAUGUGGAGCCGUACAGCCAGCCAAGGGCAGAACCUCAUGGUUUCGACCAAGAGGAUGAUACAAGCACUGCCAGAGACCCCAGUCUCUUGUGCUCCAAGCCGGUCGCCACCCCAUUCCCCAAGUUUAAUCCUAGAGAUGUUGAGAUUUUCAUCCUUGAGGCUGAGGCAUGGUUCAAAUUCAACCAGGUCUAUGAGCAGGCAAGGAUGAUCAAUCAUAUGGGUGCUCAAUUGGAAGGGAACGCUCGUGAAUGGUGGACUUCCAAGCUUCGCAUCGACAGAGGCCAAGAAGGAAGACUGUUCAAUGAUUGGCACUACUUCACUGAGUGCCUGAUGGAACAGUUCAAUCCUCGGAACGCCAGAAUGGAGGCCUAUAACAAACUUCUGGCUCUCUGGCUCACGAGCAAUGCACCAGGUGCAGCCACACGCCACGUCGAACAAUUCAGAGACUUAGAAGGACAAGUCAAUCUAGAUGACAAUGAACUAGUUAUUGACUUGUUUAGGGGAAGUCUCAUGUGCAGCCUGCAGGAGAAGUUUGAGCGGAACCCACCUUUAAAGAGCCAUUGGGCCAGAGAUUGCCCAAGCAAGAAGUUGGAUGCCUUGGGGCCCCGACCCAUGGGCCCGAAGGUAAUGGUAACCACAGAAACCUCCUUUGAAGAAGGAGACCUGGACCCAGGGGAUAACCAGACAGAUGACCUAGAAACGGUCGACCCCGAUGUCCUCGACUUCAGCCAGUAUCAACCAUCAAUGGAGGCUGGCCAGGAAGAGGUCCAAGAGGAUGCCGAUGAGGGAAACGGCAGUGGGUUUCAGAUUCCUUUGUUACCCCCUGAAGAAGCUGUACCUGGGGAAUUACACAUGAACUCAGUGAAAUCUGUCAUAAGAAGCAACUUAUUACCGAAUUUGGUGAAAGAUGUUAUAGCUAGCGAGUUAAAACAAGAGCCCGCUAUAGAAGACAGUCUAUCACCGAAUUCAGCCGGAUCAGUGGUAACACGCCUCUAUGAUGAGAAACCGAAACAUCUGACCAUUCAUGGAAAUGAGUUUGUUUCAGUGGCAAGCCUGAUACAAGCUGCCCUGGAGGAUGGACCCAUUGGGUUCAUGCUCCUGGACCUCCCACCCUCGUUGCUCCCGGCCUUCAGGUUUGUACCCACUGGCACUGACAAGGGCAUAGAAAUGGAAGUAGAGGUUGAUCGGAAGGUAUCGGCAGAAGAUAUACCAGAACCAUAUCGACGGUUGCAGGAUGUGUUUGAUGAGGUGGAAGCAGAUAAGCUGCCCCACCAUAUGGAGCAUGAUCUCCAUCUGGAACUAAUGGAAGACAGUAGGCCGCCACAGGGCCCACUAUACCUCAAGGGGCCGAAGGAAAUGGCUGAACUAAGGAAGUAUCUCGAUGAGAACCUUGCAAAAGGGUUCAUAUGCCCCUCAAAGAGCCCAGCAAGAUCUCUGGUGCUCUUUGUGCCCAAGAAGGAUGGAGGCCUCAGGCUAUGUGUGGACUACUGUGGCCUGAAUGAAAUCACCCUCAAGAAUCGGGCACUGCUGCCCCUCAUUGAGGAGCAGCUUUUCCUGCUCCAGAAUGCAAAGAUCUACACCAAGUUAGAUCUGUGA